ACAAGAGUAGCAGCCCUGCGGAGCAGCUCUUCCAGCUGGCAUUGACGUCAGAGCGGGCCGCACGUGACCGUGGGGGACCAAUCCGACGAGCUCCGGAGCAUCUCCCGCAACAAUCUUUCCGCGGAGCUCGUGCCUCUUCCUCGCCAGCGGCAGGAGGAGGCAGAGGCACCGAGGAGGAGGAGGAGGAGGAGGAGGAAGCGAAGACAGCUCCACGCGCCUUUCUCCCCUGGUCCACGCCACGCGCAUCCCUCCCUCCCUCCAUCCUGACGCCCGCUCCCUCCGCCUCCCUCGGACACGCGUCUGCUGAGCCCAUUCAGACGUGCACAGCAGCAGCAGUAGCAGUAGCCUGGGCAGGAACAAGGAGCAAGCAAAGGGGAGACCGAAACCUUUCUCUCUCCCCCUCCCCAUUAUUAUUAUCGUCGCUUGCUCUGUCUUCGCCGCCGCCGCCGCCUUUCCGCUCACACAAAGAGGAUUCCCACGCCCGCCCCGCGCCUUGCCUUGCCUGCCUUUUGGAUGAAGCCUACCUUUUGUCUCUGGCUUCCUGUGCGUGGGGAGCGAUCUUUUCUUUCCAACAUGGAUUUGGGGAACUGAGCAACGAGGCCGCCACUCCGCACCCUUUCCCCACCCCCAGAUCGCCACCAGAAAACAAAAGGAGACGAGAGGAUCAAAGCACCCGCAGCCAAAGGAAAGAAGCUGAAUUUUGGAAGUUUCCAAUUCAGGAUAUUUUGGGGGGUGCCCUCCUUUCCUUUCCUCCUCUUUGUGUACGCGCGCGUUUUUGUUUUUGUUUUUAAGGGCGGUGUUGCUUUCCCCACCUCUCCUCCUUUCUCUCUUUAUUUUAUAAUUUUGUUUUUAAGGGGGGGGGAAGCAACCUUUGGUUUUGUAUGCGUGGGGAUUUUUUUUUAAUUUCCAAGACGAUUUUGAGGGAGGCGAAAGGGGGUGCGUGGGGCGGGGUGGGCAGUAAAAGAGAAGAAGGAAAGGAAGAGGAGAGGGGAAUAAUUCCGCACCCCUGAAACGCGCCGCCCGCGGACCUUCUCCGAGCCGCGAUGGAUUUCAACGGCAGCUGCGGCGGGGGAGGCAGCGACCCUCGGCAGAUCGAGGAGAGCAAGCCUUUGCUGGGCGAAAUGUCUGCGACGGAAGGGCAUAAAAUGGGGGCCGCGCUCUGCAGGCGAGGCGUCCACUGCAGCGGGAUGAGAUACAAGCUGCUCCAGGAAGGGGACAUUCAGGUUUGUGUCAUCAGGCACCCCCGGACAUUCCUCAGCAAGAUCCUCACCUCCAAAUUUUUGAGGAGGUGGGAGCCUCACCACUUGACCCUGGCGGAGAACAGCCUCACGUCAGCCACGCCAACUGGGUACAUGGAAAACUCAAUUUCCUACAGCUCAAUUGAAGAUGUUCAGCUGCUUUCUUGGGAGAAUGCCCCUAAGUAUUGUUUACAGCUCACGAUCCCUGGAGGCACAGUCUUGUUGCAGGCUGCAAACAGUUACCUGAGGGAUCAGUGGUUUCAUUCAUUGCAGUGGAAGGAGGCUCUGCACUCCAGCCGUGCAAGAUCUCAGAGGUUUCUACCUGUAAAUCUCCAUCCGAAAAAGAUCUACAAGUACAAGAAGGUUCUGAGUAACCCAAGCCGCUUGGAGGUGGUUCUGAAAGAGAUCCGGACCUUGGUGGACAUGGCCCUAACGUCCCCUUUGCAGGAUGAAUCAAUCCAUCAGGCUCCUCUGGAGAUUGUUUCCAAGUUGCUCUCAGAGAAUAAUAACUUAACCACUCAAGAGCAUGAAAACAUUAUUGUGGCACUUGCACCUUUGCUGGAAAACAACCACCCACCUCCUGACUUGUGUGAAUUUUUUUGCAAGCACUGCAGAGAACGCCCUCGAUCCAUGGUGGUCAUAGAAGUGUUCACUCCGGUUGUGCAAAGAAUCCUCAAACACAACAUGGAUUUUGGGAAGUGCCCUAGGUUGAGGCUUUUUACUCAGGAGUACAUUCUGGCCUUGAAUGAACUGAACGCUGGCAUGGAAGUAGUGAAGAAGUUUAUUCACAGCAUGCAUGGCCCUACCGGACAGUGCCCCCACCCCAGGGUCCUGCCAAAUCUCGUUGCCGUCUGUUUAGCAGCCAUUUAUUCAUGCUACGAAGAAUUCAUCAACAGCCGGGACAAUUCUCCAAGCCUGAAGGAAAUUCGGAAUGGCUGCCAGCAGCCCUGUGACCGUAAGCCCAAUUUGCCCCUCCGGCUCCUCCACACAAGCCCCGACCUGGUGUCCCAAGAAGCGACAUUGACCGAGUCCCGCCUCAAGUCAGUCAUUGUCACGUCAAACGAGAUCCAUGUGGAGGUUGAGCGCAACAACACGGCCAACCAGAAGAUGACGGCCAAUGUUGGCAACGACAGUGAGCCCAACCUGAUUGAUUGCUUGAUGGUCAGCCCCACCUGUAGCACCAUGAGCAUCGAGCUCAGCGCCCAGGCGGACCGCAUCCUCGGCUGCUACGUGGAAAUACUCAGGAUGCUAUCAGGCUAUGAUGAUUGGAGACCAGCUCUCGCCAGUCUGCUUCAACCCAUCCCAUUCCCCAAAGAGGCUCUUGCACAUGAGAAGUUCACAAAGGAGCUGAAGUACGUCAUUCAAAGAUUUGCAGAAGAUCCAAGACAAGAAGUCCACUCGUGUUUGCUGAGUGUGCGAGCUGGCAAGGAUGGCUGGUUCCAGCUCUACAGCCCUGGUGGUGUGGCAUGCGAUGACGACGGAGAGUUGUUUGCCAGUAUGGUUCACAUUUUAAUGGGCUCCUGUUAUAAGACGAAGAAGUUCCUGCUUUCACUGGCUGAGAACAAACUUGGGCCCUGCAUGCUGCUAGCUUUGAGGGGCAACCAGACCAUGGUGGAGAUUCUUUGCCUGAUGCUUGAAUAUAACAUCAUCGACAACAAGGACACCCAGCUUCAGAUCAUCUCAACCCUCGAGAGCACCGAUGUGGGGAAAAAAAUGUAUGAGCAGCUGUGUGACAGACAGAGGGAGUUGAAAGAGCUGCAAAGGAAAGGCGGUCCUACCAGGUUGACACUGCCAUCAAAAUCCACAGAUGCAGACCUGGCCCGGUUGUUAAGCUCAGGCUCCUUCGGCAACCUGGAGAACCUCAGCCUGGCCUUCACCAAUGUCACCAGUGCCUGCGCAGAGCAUCUCAUCAAGCUGCCUUCGCUCAAGCAGCUGAACCUGUGGUCGACUCAGUUUGGAGAUGCAGGUUUACGGCUCCUCUCUGAACACCUCACAAUGCUGCAAGUGCUCAACUUGUGUGAGACGCCCGUAACCGAUGCUGGGCUGCUGGCCCUGAGCUCCAUGAAAAGCCUGUGCAGCUUAAACAUGAACAGCACCAAACUUUCGGCAGACACCUAUGAAGAUCUCAAGGCUAAAUUGCCUAACCUGAAGGAAGUGGAUGUCCGCUACACAGAGGCAUGGUGAAAUCUUUCAGGCUGCAUUUGUAGCUUUUGGUGAGGAGGGGGGAGAUUUUUUUUUUUUUUUUUGGAAACAAAAUAAAAGCAGAGAAAUAAACUUUUGGCUUCUACCUAUAGAGAGCAGCGAGUUCUGAGGACUUUGACUUUAUGAGUUGUGUUUGUGAGGUAGCAGAGUGUGACUUUGCGCAUGGGAGGGGGAACGGAGCAUGUCCCCGCCAGGCCCUUCUGAAUUCUUUAAGCUUUGUCCUUUGAAAUUCAACAUCAUUUAAAUGAAGGGGUAUGUGGCCACAAAACAGGUGAGGAAACAAGGGAGGGGGGGAACCCUGUUUCGAUUUUCAUUUGCUAUUUUUGUGUUGUUGGGUUUUUUUAAAUGCCAUAUGGAAAGAAAAAACAAAUACAAGAUUAUGCAUCAUAGUUUUUCCUUGGAUGGACCUCAGCCUUUAGGUGCUUUUCCAUCUUUCCUGCCUUUUUUUAAAAAGUAUGAGAAAUCAAGAGAAGAAGAAAAAGAAAUAUGAUUUUCACCUCUCGCUAUGUUCUUACGAUCGUUAUGCAAAGUAAUUUUGUUGUACAUACAAUUUACAUAAUGCACCUAUUUAAAAAAAAUGGUUCACAAAUAACAGGUCUGGGACCUGUCUUUUAUUUAUGAAUUGUUAAUUCUUUGAUCUUUUUUGUUUGUUUCAUUUUGUUUUGCAUGUAGACUGUAUAAACUAGUUGGUCUUACUGUUUUUUGUUUUUUAAAAACAGAAAACCCUCUUUGAAUAAUUGUCUUUUAGUAAUGCCUACUGUAUUACACAGUCUCUGUUCAACCCAUCACCCUGCUGAUUUCUGACUUACAAAUCACUCAAAAGUUUCUUCAGGUAGAAGGAAAAUAUUCAUAUAAAUACAUUUAUAUAUAUACAAAAGCGAAACGGUGGGUCAGGGAGAGAGACUGUGAAUUACCUGAGAUGUUUUCAAACUGUGCUGGGGGUUAGGAAAUUAGGAGUAGUAAGUACCUUUUUAAAAAAAAGAAAAAAUGAAAUGCUAGAUAAAACUUAAGUUGAGCUGUCAACCACAUGUGUUAGAUUUGCCAAGGCGUGCCUGUUUGGUUUUUCUGUUUACGUCCAAUAUUUCAAGGGCAAGUUCCUCCUCCCUCCCACCCACCCUGUUGUGCAUUUUCUGUAUUUUAUACCCUUCUCCCCUCCCCCCCCCCCGCAGGCUUUUGCUUAUGUUCCAAGCAUACACAGAUCAUUCACCACAUUAUGAUUAUGAUUAUGGUUUUUUCCUAGGAUAGAGAUAUGCCCAGUUUGCUGUGAUCAGUCUCUAAGCUCCACCUCAAAGUAUGACCACUAUCCAUAGCCCUCUUAACACCAGCCUUCACCAACCUGGUGCCCUCCAGUGCUUUUGGACUGCAAGUUGCGAUCCAAAAACAUCUGGCGCCAGGUUGGUAAAAAGGGUCCUAUACAAUUGCUCGGGGGAAAAAAAGUUUGUUUUUUAAAAAAAUUAAUAUGUGGUUUCUUUUAUAAAUAUGCUUUUGUGUUUUUUUCCUUUUUCCUUUUCACAAUAAGCAUUCUUUGAAUAGAGCAGCUUCUUUUUUUAAAAAAAAAUUAAAAACAGACCAAAAACAAAGGUUUUAUGUUUUUCCUUUUUGAGUUCAGUAGUAGCAGACAUUUGUUCAGUUCUUUUGGCACCUGAAGAGAUUUAACAUCCAGGCAAUGUAAUUUUUAUACAAUAUAUUCAACGGGAAGCGAUGCUUUUGCUGCUCUGGUUGUCUCUUUUCACCCUGAGGUCUCUGGCUAGGGAGCUUCUUGACACUUCAAAUCUCCUUCAUCUCUCAAUUUCCCCUUUUUAUAAACAUACACGCAGCAGCAGCAGCAGCAACGACGGCGUUUGGUCCAAGUCUUAAUUCACGUAGCGUGCCGGGAGUGGGGGGGGGAGUGUUCGUUUUUUCUGCCUUAUAUCCCAAGCUGUCUGAUAAACUCAGUGAGGGAAGCAAAAAGUAAAGAAAAAAGGAGAUGAAACGAAUGCCGACAUUGUAUCCUUAGCACUGUUGCUUCUUAUGAUGGUUCGCUACUACUGUUCUGUAGCUGUGUAAAAAAGAGAAAAAAAGAUGUGAAAUAAUUUCAGGAGGAAAAAAAUAAAAAUAAACUGUAAGUGAAUAUC
Messenger RNA from Rhineura floridana, 5554 nucleotides. It is a transcript of the gene CMIP, whose product is annotated as c-Maf inducing protein. Gene Ontology annotation, cellular component: nucleoplasm; cytosol. NCBI's taxonomy places the organism in Eukaryota, Metazoa, Chordata, Lepidosauria, Squamata, Rhineuridae. The coding region runs from base 1044 to 3422 and encodes 792 amino acids. The record is from RefSeq and is a predicted model, not a curated record. The transcript has 22 exons.